UAGAAAAACUCAUGUUAUUACAUAGGUGUAUGCCAUCAAGAUCAUAGAUGGUUUUUAACUUUAUUAGAUAAUAAUUUUGGUUUGGAUCGCAUCAUGUCUAAAUCAGGGAUUUCAAAGAUGGAAUUUGAGACCAAAAAGAAGGCGAAGAAUACAGGAUUACUUGAGAGUGAGGAAUUGCACAACUAUAUUCUGGAAACUAGUGUAUAUCCACGAGAGGCAGAACCUCUAAAAGAGCUGAGGAAAGCAACUGAAAGUCACCCAAGGUGCUACAUGGCUGGAGCACCACUUGCAGGACAACUGAUUGCAUUUCUUUUGAAGACGGAAAAAGUUAAAAAGACAAUUGAAGUUGGAGUUUUUACAGGAUAUUCGUUGCUACUAACUGCUCUUUCAAUCCCAAGUGAUGGAAAGAUUACCGCAAUUGACGUUGAUAGGGAGGCAUAUGAGAUUGGCUUGCCUUUUAUCCAAAAAGCUGGCGUUGAAGACAAAAUCAAUUUCAUUGAAUCUGAUGCAAAGCUAGCUCUUGAUACUCUUCUGCAAAAUCCAGAAAAUGAGGGGAGUUUCGACUUUGCCUUUGUGGACGCGGACAAGACUGGCUACCUAAAUUACCAUGAGAGGUUGAUGAGACUCAUCAAGGUUGGUGGCGUGAUCGCUUAUGACAACACACUUUGGGGUGGGACAGUGGCCAUGCCUGAAUCAGAAGUACCCGACUUCAUGAAGGAGUAUCGAAAAGCUGUUAUAGAACUCAACAAAUUUCUGGCUGCUGAUCCUCGCAUUGAAAUUGCUCAUCUACCUCUUGGUGAUGGUAUUACUUUCUGUAGGCGUGUGUGUUGAUUCGUUGCAUAUUUGUCCCUGGCUUGUUCCUAAUAAUAUUGCAAUUAGAAGACGACCGGGAAAUUGUAGCUGGUUUCACAUUUCGUUCGAUGGUGUAAUUUGCGGUUGAAGUCAUUUGCAAGAAAAGGGGAAAUUGAGGAUCCCUCCUUGGAAGGGGUGAGACUCGAUUCCAGGAUCUCUGGGAUGGAAUGUGAUGCCAAAACUACUAGGCUAUCACCUGAUACUCAAUUGAUGUCCGCAAAUGUUUCUUCGUUCAUUACACGUCAUGUACUUUGUUUUAAACAAAAAGAAAUAAAAUCUCAAUGGCGGAUUAGUAUCA
Messenger RNA from Beta vulgaris subsp. vulgaris (sugar beet), 1150 nucleotides. RefSeq names its product caffeoyl-CoA O-methyltransferase. Gene Ontology annotation, molecular function: O-methyltransferase activity; S-adenosylmethionine-dependent methyltransferase activity. Lineage: Eukaryota; Viridiplantae; Streptophyta; Magnoliopsida; Caryophyllales; Amaranthaceae. Bases 94 to 831 code for a protein of 245 amino acids. The transcript is spliced from 6 exons. The record is from RefSeq and is a predicted model, not a curated record.